Messenger RNA from Gopherus evgoodei (Goodes thornscrub tortoise), 747 nucleotides. Its product is annotated as immunoglobulin lambda-1 light chain-like. The coding region runs from base 1 to 747 and encodes 248 amino acids. The transcript has 3 exons. The record is from RefSeq and is a predicted model, not a curated record. NCBI's taxonomy places the organism in Eukaryota, Metazoa, Chordata, Testudines, Testudinidae.
AUGGAUCCACUCCAGGGAUUCAUCCUGCUGCUCUCACUGGCAAGUGGAUGGUGCCAAUAUGCCUCCUUCAGCCAAAGCCCCUCUGAGAUCUCAGUGUCUCUCGGACAGAUGGUGGCUCUGGAAUGUGCUGUGGCAAACGUCUCAGCGGACAAGGUCAACGUCAACUGGAUCCGGCAGAGCCCUGGACAGAAACCUGAAGGGGUGUUGCUCUUCAAAACGGAUCUGUCCAUUUACCGAGCUCUGGGGAUCCCAGAGCAAUAUGUUUCCUCCAGAGACGCCUCCAACAAGAAGUUCCUGCUAACCAUCCGCGAUGUCCAGGAAGGAGAUGACUCCAUCUAUUUCUGCUUUGCCUAUUAUGGUUCAGCUGGAGUCCAGACGUGGGAAGAGGGGACCCGCGUGCAUGUGUUGAGGAGUAAUCUGCCCCAGCCCCGAAUCCAGCUGUUCCCUCCAGCCCAGGAGGAACUUGCCACCGGCUUUGCCACCCUGACCUGCCUGGUGAGCAGCUUCUUCCCUGGCUACAUCGAUGUGCUGUGGAUGCGAGACUCCCAGGCCCAGGCCCAGGCCCAGGGGGUAAGAAUAGGGCUCGUGGCACUGGGAGAGGACAAGACCUACUCGGUGAGCAGCUAUCUGACGCUGCCAGACAGUGAGUGGGGCUUGGAUGCCAGCUACAGCUGUGUGGUCAAGCACGAAUCGCUGGCAUCUGCGCUGGAGAAGAACAUCAGUGCCAAGGACUACAAAAGACAAUAG